Chionomys nivalis (European snow vole) is the source of this 870-nucleotide messenger RNA. It is a transcript of the gene Aqp6, whose product is annotated as aquaporin 6. The record is from RefSeq and is a predicted model, not a curated record. Gene Ontology annotation, biological process: transmembrane transport. NCBI's taxonomy places the organism in Eukaryota, Metazoa, Chordata, Mammalia, Rodentia, Cricetidae. Gene Ontology annotation, cellular component: plasma membrane; apical plasma membrane. The transcript has 4 exons. Gene Ontology annotation, molecular function: nitrate transmembrane transporter activity; water channel activity. The coding region runs from base 1 to 831 and encodes 276 amino acids.
AUGGAGCCAAGGCUGUGUUGUAGGGCUUUCUUACUGGCUGGCAGGCUCUGGACAGCCAUCAGCAAGGCUCUGUUUGCUGAGUUCCUGGCCACGGGGCUGUAUGUGUUCUUUGGUGUGGGCUCUGUCCUGCCCUGGCCUGUGGCCCUUCCCUCUGUGCUCCAGAUUGCUAUCACCUUCAACCUGGCCACGGCCACAGCUGUGCAGAUCUCCUGGAAGACCAGCGGAGCCCAUGCCAACCCUGCUGUGACGCUGGCCUACCUCGUAGGGUCCCAUAUCUCCUUGCCUCGGGCUAUGGCCUAUAUUGCCGCCCAGCUGGCAGGGGCCACCGUUGGAGCCGCUCUUCUUUAUGGGGUAACUCCAGGAGGUGUCCGAGAGACCCUUGGAGUCAACGUGGUCCACAAUAGCACGUCAACCGGCCAGGCGGUGGCCGUGGAGUUGAUCCUGACGCUGCAGCUGGUGCUCUGUGUCUUCGCUUCCAUGGAUAGUCGGCAGACCUUGGGCUCCCCAGCUGCCAUGAUUGGGAUCUCUGUGGCCCUGGGGCACCUCAUUGGGAUCUACUUCACCGGCUGUUCCAUGAACCCAGCUCGCUCCUUUGGUCCUGCUGUCAUUGUCGGGAAGUUCGCGGUCCACUGGAUCUUCUGGGUGGGACCCCUCACAGGGGCUGUCCUGGCUUCGUUGAUCUAUAACUUCAUCCUGUUCCCUGAUACCAAGACUGUGGCCCAGCGACUGGCCAUCCUCGUGGGCACCACCAAGGUGGAGGAAGUGGUAGAUGUGGAGCCCCAGAAGAAAGAAUCCCAAACGAACUCAGAGGACACAGAAGUGAGCGUGUGACACUGCCCAGCCCCUGGCCCCUCGGGCUUCCAGGGCGGC